CAGCGAGACACAAGCAGUCAGGUGUUGAAUUAAAAGCUCGUUUUGACAGCUGGUCGCUAUAGGAGGAGGAUAUUUAUAACUAGGAGACAUUCCUCAGUGUCCAGCCAACUAUUGUAGUUCUUCGGGGGAAUAAAAUGGAGGGUCCCCUGCCCCUGUCAUCGCUGAGGCUCCUGGUUCCACCUUUGCGGGUUAUGUCGGCCGUGAUGUGGAAGGUGGUUCGUCUGAGAAACAUAAAGCAUUAUGGGAAAGUGGAGGAGUUUGUGUGUUUAGUCGCUGAAGCCAUUCCUGACAUCUUGACAGAGAGACAGAUAAGCCUGCUGUCACUGGGCUUAAAAGCAAAGAUGAUGCUACAGAUGUUAAGUUCUGAGGAUCUCUGUGGCAUUAAAACGCACUUGGACAGCCUGCUGCAAACUAGCUCAAGACAGGUUCAUCCAAGAAAUGGUGACCUCGAAGCCAACUUCGUCAGGCUCGUUCAAAGACUCCUGGAAGACUCAAAGGGGAGAGAACACUUCCUCAACAAUGUGUUUCCUGUGGAGUACGGACCAGAUUUUGACACAGCACUGGAAACACUGGUUUGUGAGUUCUUCACCAAACUGGAAGAGCUGCUGCUUAUACCCGACUUUAAGCAGGCUGCAGUGUGGAUCAGUGAAACAUCCUCUGUGCUAGAGGAGUGCAUGCAGUCUGUAACCAAAGCUGAUGACCUCAAAGUGUUGCUCAGACACAAGGCGUGCCGCGGUACAAUGGCCAAAAUGGACUCCAGCGUACCGUCCCCGUCAGAGCAGCGGCUUUUCUCGUCAUUAUCUCUCCCUGCUUCACUGAGUGAGAAAGAUGUUGCCAAAGAUGCUGAAUCUAACACACAAUCAUGUGACAACCAAAGAAGCUCUGAGGUGCCUGCUCUUCAACACGAUGGAGAUUUCGACUUACAGGAUACAAGAUGGCCGCCUGACAAUGAGUCAGACAUUCUGAACAGCAGCGACGCAGAACAAACGACAGGAGAGAAAACCACUGACAGCGUUCCUGAUGUUCACGUUGUGGAGGAGCACGAUGAGGGAGGAACAGCCGCCUCCCAGACUCCCUCUACAUCUGCAGAGAGUCCUGUAACGUCUGGUCCUAUUAUUGGACUUCCUAGACAGAGAGUUGCACACAAAUGCAGUCAGUGUGGGAAGUGCUACAUCUACCGUUACGAACUCCUGGAGCAUCAGCGGCUGCACACUGGAGAAAACCCUUACAAGUGCUCUCAGUGUGGAAAAGCCUUCAGGAGGACCUCCGAUCUGUCGUCCCACAGGCGGACACAGUGCUCAAAGGCAGCUUAUGUUUGCAUCAAAUGUGGGAAAAGCUUUCAGUGUAUGCAGGACAAAUUUAGGCACCAGUGUGUUCAGAUUCUCCAAAGGUUUGACUGUUCUCAGUGCGGAAAAAGCUUUAAAAAAAUGUACCUGCUGGGCAAACAUGAGCAGACUCACAACCAGAUCCGUGUUUUCACAUGCAGACAGUGCGGGGAGGUUUAUCCCAGUAUGAGUGAGCUCAGAACCCAUCAGAAGGUUCAUCCUCUGGAGCUGUCCAACCAGUGCAAGCAGUGCGGGAAAUUUUUCGCCACCACCGGCUCUCUGACAGCUCACGAGCUUCGCCACAGACAGCAGAAAACUCAGAUUUGCGUACGUUGCGGCAAAGCCUUUAAGAACAAACACGACCUGAACCUUCACAUGCGCAGCCACACGGGCGAGAGGCCGUUUCAGUGUACGUACUGCGGGAAGCGCUUCUCUGUGUCAGGAAAUCUAAACAUACACAUAAGAACUCAUACGGGGGAGAAACCGUAUCUGUGCUCCGACUGCGGCAAGGCGUUCAUCUCAGCCGGCGAGCUGCAGAUACACCGACGCACCCACACGGGGGAAAAGCCGUACAAGUGCUCCGUGUGUGGGAGGGGAUUCACCAUGGCGAGCAAACUGACACUUCACAUGCGUGUUCACACCGGGGAACGGCCUUAUGUGUGCUCAGAAUGUGGGAAAGGCUUUUCGCGGGGCAGUGAACUGAAAAAACACACCAUGAACCACACAGGGGUUCGACCCUACGCUUGUCAGCUGUGUGCGAAGGCUUACACCUGCCUCAAUCACCUGAAGAGACAUUUAAAAACCCACAGCGUGGUCCAAACCGACACUCUCAGUUUCAAAAUGAACGACAUAGAAUUCAGCGUUCCCCUGUCCUCGCUGGCCCUCCUGGUCCCACCGCUACGCCUGAUGUCUGCAGUGAUGUGGGAAGUCGUGCGCCAGAGGAACAUCAAGCACUAUGGGAAACUGGAGGAGUUUGUGUCCAUGGUAACGGAUGCGGUUCCUGAACUGAUGAGUAAACGAGAGGGGAGGCUACUCUCACUGGGCCUGAGGGCAAGGACAACUCUGGAACUGCUGCGUUCUGAACACCCUGAAGAUCUCAAGGCUGUUGAGACCCACCUCAACCGAAUCCGAUCUUCCUGCAUCGAGGAGACAAAUGAUCCAGUGAUUGAAGCACCAGAGGCGAACUUCAUGAAGCUGGUUCAAGGCCUCAUUGAAGACACCGACGGCAGAGAACACUUCCUCAAGAACGUGUUCCCUGUGGAGUACGGCCCUGACUUUGACACAGCACUGGAGACUCUGGUUUGUGAAUUCUUCACAAGACUAGAGGAGCUUCUGCCCAUUCCAGACUUCAAACAGACUGCAUCCUGGAUCAGUGCUGCCCCCUCUGUUUUAGAGGAGUACAUGCAGUGUGUCUCAAAUGGAGAUGACCUUAAAUUCCUUCUCCAGAGUAAACAGUGCCACGGGAAGCUGGCAAAGAGCAGCAUCGCUCCAUUUCAGUCAGAUGAUCUUCUGAUUCCCUCUCUGUCUCUCCCUCCAUCUCUGGAAGUGGCCAUCGCUUCCCACCCAAGUGCUUGUGAUGAUGAAAAUAACGACGUCCCUCAGAUCGUCAUGUUUGAUGAAGAACUGUCGACGAACCCUUCCACCUCAACUGACUUCCCCGAAUCGCCCAAAAGAACUGAUAUCCCCUCGUCCCCUCGCAGGAGACAGCAGUCAGGAAUACAUAAAUGCCCCGAGUGUGACAAGUGUUUCAAACAUCACUCUGUCCUCAUCGAGCACCAGAGAGUCCACAGCGGGCUGCAGCCCUACAACUGCUCUGAGUGCGGGAGGGCUUUCAGGACAGCCACUCUGCUGGCAGGUCACAGGCUACGCAAAUGCAAAAAUGCUGCUUAUCUGUGUAUUAAAUGUGGGAACAGUUUUCCAACCUCACUGGACAAAUUCAGACACCACUGCCCAAAACGAGGACGCAACUACGACUGCGGACACUGCGGAAAGAGGUUUCCAAAGUCUAGCAGCCUCAAGGAACAUCUGUUAACUCAUGUUCAAAGCCGCCUUUUCAAAUGCAGCCACUGCGGAGUAGGUUUUUCAGGAAUUGGUGACCUGAAGUAUCAUCAGCAAGUUGAUCAUGAUAAACCUUAUCAGUGUAAGCAAUGUGGAAAGAGCUUUAUCUCCUCAAAGAGCCUGACCAAACAUCAACAACGGCACGAGGAGGUUGGUGAGAUGGAGGCAGCAAAAUUAAUGAGUGGAGGUAAACACAGGAAAAGCAGCUCAGGUCAUCGGACUUCCUCAUCAUCUCUGUCCUCCAGGAAAGCGGGCCUCAAAGGUGUGUACCCACGAGGAAGAGUCACCCACAACUGUCCGCUGUGUGGAAGGAGCUUCAAGUAUCGCUUUGAGUUCCUCGAACACCAGAGGUUCCACACAGCGGUGAAGCCUUACAAAUGCUCUCAGUGCGGUAAAGCCUUCCGCACAGAGGCUCACCUGUCAGGACACAGGAAGAGGAAGUGCAAAAACGCUGCCCACAUUUGCACCAAGUGCGGAUGUCAGUUCAGGUCGCUGCACGAACGCGUCAGACACCAGUGUGUGCAGCUGCUGACAAAAUACGAAUGUUCUCAUUGCGGAAAGACCUUCAAGAUGGCUCAUCUGCUGAGGAACCAUCAGAUGAGCGAACAUCAGCUUCCCUACAGCCCCAACCAUCGCUUCAGGUGCAGAUACUGUGACGAGACCUUCCCUGGCAUCAGUGAGCUCAAAUACCAUCAGAGGGUUGACCACGAGAAACCCUACCAGUGUCAGGAAUGUGGCAAGUGUUUCCUGUCAGAAAAAUGUCUGGCCAAUCACGAGCUGCGGCACAAUGAUGACAGACCAGAAAGCUGCCUGGUCUGCGGUCGUGGCUUCAGAAACCGCUACGAUUUGAAGCAGCACAUGCGCACUCACACAGGAGAGCGACCUUACCAGUGCACUCACUGCUCACAGUGCUUCUCCACAGCAGGAGGACUCAGGAGUCACACCAGGGUUCACACGGGAGAGAAGCCACAUGUUUGCCCCGACUGUGGGAAGGCUUUCUCCCAGAUGGGUGCAAUGCGAACCCACAGGCUCACCCACACAGGAGAGAGGCCGUUCAAGUGCACAGUGUGUGGUAAAGGGUUUACAAUGGCACACAAAGUGACCGUCCACAUGCGUGUGCAUACCGGGGAGCGGCCCUACGUGUGCUCUCAGUGUGGGAAAGCCUUCUCAGACGGAAGUGUGUUGAAGCAGCACAUGCUGAACCACUCAGGGGUGAGACCGUACCACUGCCAGAUCUGUCCCAAGACCUACACCUGUCUGAACCACCUGAGGAGGCACCUCAAGAGCCACUCAAACAUGAACUGAAUCAGACAAGAAGGCAAACUGGAGCCGAAUCAAAUAACAUUGUAGUCCUAGACUGAAACGCUUCAUUGACAGAGUGGCUACUAAAAUUUCAAAGGACCAACUAAACUUAGCAAUACAGACUAUAGCGUGAUGCUGUAUGGUUACUGUUGAGAUUGAGGUGAUUACUUUCCUUUUCAUUGUGAAGUACAUGUAAUCAUAACAUCCAUUUGUCAAGGACUAUGACAACCAGCACAAACAAAUUGUUCUCAUUCCUCACCACACUUUGAGUGUUUCUUUUUUACUGUACAUCAGUUCCUUAUGCAUGAACACAUCUGGAUGUUAUGGUGGACAUUAUUUUGCAGAGCUCUUUGAGACUCACAGAGGUGAAUAUUUGUCUGAAUUACUUUUGCGGUCCCUUGUAGAAGGUUUUGCUUUACCUUUGAUAGUUUCUGGAUCCGUGUAGAGAGGCUGAGCUGUAUUAUGAAGCAUCAGAGAGCUGCUGGUUGAGACCACAGCAAGAGUCAUUCCCACCUGAGCUGUGACUGCUCAAGCACAAGUCUGCCCUGCUGCAGUAAUAAAGACGACCAGGGGAGCUCAGUCACCAUCUGCUGCCACGGCUGAUUGAGGCAGACUGUUGCUGUAAUCAGCUGUGGCCACUGCUUUACUUUGGUUGUUAAGGUUCUGGCUGAGGUACAUUAGUUCAUAGUGGGUGUAGUGUUCACUACAUGUAGCAGUUGUGUUUGUUGACUGAGGGUUGUGUUGAAGUCUUAGCAUAAGUAAGACAAAAGCACAGCAGAUUCAACUCCUGUGUGCCUUAACAAGGCUUUCUUUGGCUAAUAUUAAAGACUCUCCAUUGAAGAUGAGUUCUUUUUUUUAACCUUAUCCACAUCCCACAUGGUGCUUUCUUAUAUGCUGGGACCACAUCAUGGCAGUCAGUGCCACAGUGUACUGAUGAGAGUCUCAAAACCACAGAUUCAGAUCUCUGGACUUGUAACAUACCUGAAGAGUCAAUCCUGUCAGCUUGGCGGGUGGAGCUUUCCGGAUUGCUUUUUUUUCCAGAAUCUGUCCAGUCACAGCAUGUACGGUUGAGUUACUUUAAUAUUACAACUUGCCAUUGUGUAGCGUCGAGUUUGAGCUGCAUGGACUUCACAGAGUGACACAUUAUAAAGGGCACCAAGGUGUAGAGUUACAUUGAGGCCAUUUUAAGGUAGCAAGGGGUUAUUUUCAUGGAAGAAAAACAUCUGAAUAUGUAACUCUGAUACACAGUUUUUGGUAUUAAUUUAUAGACAAGAGAGGGCCUUUAAUGUGAGCAGCAAAGAGGAGUCGGAGUAUAACAGCAACCAUACGCAGCAGCAACUGUGCUUGCAGCCAGUAGCUGGAUACUGUCACAGCUCGGCCUUUUGAAGGCAGUGAUAAACAAUAAAUGCAUCAUGUAAAGUGUCACAUCAUCCCUCUUUUGUGUUGUGUCUGGAAAUCAUUUCCCUAAACCGGUAGCAUCAUAUAACUGGUCCGGACCAGCAACGCAAACGUAGUUCAGACGGUUUCUCCACUGUGACACUCUUUGAGCUCUGUGCUGUUUAGGAGACAUACUGUAUGUUGAGGAGCUGUAAUAUUGGUGAAAAUAUAUAUAUAUAUUUUUGAAAGUAACAGAAGUGAAGUCUGUAAAUACGCUGGAUGACAAAUAUUGUGAGAAGUUUAAAAGCUGAAUGCCAUUUAUUUCAACAUGAUGUUACUUUAUUUCCUUUAGGCCUUUUAUAUCCUCACCGUGGUUUGCAAGGUUUGUGAGUUUCGAAUUAAAUUACCUUGGUUACUCUU
Messenger RNA from Stegastes partitus (bicolor damselfish), 6482 nucleotides. RefSeq lists its product as uncharacterized. The transcript is spliced from 14 exons. Gene Ontology annotation, molecular function: DNA-binding transcription activator activity, RNA polymerase II-specific; RNA polymerase II cis-regulatory region sequence-specific DNA binding. Lineage: Eukaryota; Metazoa; Chordata; Actinopteri; Pomacentridae. The record is from RefSeq and is a predicted model, not a curated record. Gene Ontology annotation, biological process: regulation of transcription by RNA polymerase II. Gene Ontology annotation, cellular component: nucleus. Bases 135 to 4688 code for a protein of 1517 amino acids.